Molecule: messenger RNA, 1342 nt
Organism: Chaetomium fimeti
Lineage: Eukaryota; Fungi; Ascomycota; Sordariomycetes; Sordariales; Chaetomiaceae
Exons: 4
Coding region: 90-1010 (306 amino acids)
Source: RefSeq, a predicted model, not a curated record
CCGUCACUUGUCAGGGUUAUCACAACGCGCAACUUCAACCCGAACAACUCGCGACAUAGACUGGAGAUAAGGCAACGGACAUUCCCAAAAUGCCACCACAUUCUGGAGGCAAGUCGACAUAUGUUGAUGGCUUCCCCUCACUUGCUGCCUUCAUGGCCAGCGACAGGGACAAGACAACCAAGAUUUUUAAACGAUUUGACCGCCUUGCAGCCAGGAACUUGCUUUGUCUGCAGAGCGAGCUUGUCGAGAUAGAGUCGCAACUCGACCAGUUCGACCGAGACGACCAAGGGAACCGCGAAAUGAUGCAGACUUUGAGGAAUUGGGGGGCGUACAAAACGAGAUGCGCAAAUGAACCCAAGAGGAUGCAAUUAAUGGCGCGGUUGAGAAGUACCAUGCGCGAGUACAGAGAAGCGCUGGUCUUUGAGAGCACCCUCGCCCGCAUACAGCCACCAGAUCGCAAAACACUCAAAGCCUUUCGCCGCAAUUUCUUUCAUGGCCGCCCCGGCGAGACACGAUCCUUCCCAAUGCUGGGAGGUCCCAGCUCCAGUGUCUAUGACGAUGAAGACGACCUUCUUGCUCUCCACGGCACCGAAGAUCCUGAUCGACUGACCGUCUUUGUUAGGGACAACUUUGGGUUUCUGUUCCCGGAUAAAGCACCCACUGGGGGAUCCGAGAACCCCCUCGUGGGCUAUGCAUCAGGCAAGAAGAUUGCCAACUUCAUCUCGUACCUGAGCACGAUUCUCGCUGCCAUGUUAUUAGUCGGAGCGAUUCUUGCUCUGUACAAUAUCAAAUCGGAUAACCUAAAACUUGGCCUUAUCGGGCUCUUCACCUUCCUUUUCGCCGCAAGUACCGGCUUGAUGACGAAUGCAAAGAGGUCAGAGGUGUUUGCUUCGACGGCAGCGUACGCCGCUGUUUUGGUGGUUUUUGUUAGCGGCGACCUCGGCGGGUCGGGAUCGGGACAGGAAGCUCACGGGGUCUGCUCACCAGGGACCAAUGGUACAUGUCAGUAGACUGGCUGAGGGGGGUGAUCCACUCGCUGUCUCGCAGCGUCAUCGAGCAGGAAAGGUGAUGCUCAACGAUGAGCUGAAUGACCAGUUUACCUUCUGUGAGUGCCCAACAGAGAGUGAAUGGCCCUCUUACCUAACGCCGCUGGUGCAUGCGGCGGGGAGUAAUUCCGCGGUUAAAUGCUGCUUUACACCACUCUGUUGUACAGCACCAUCGGGGGCACAUGAGCGGUGGUGGGUUCACCUUUCAAGCCUAUCUCGAGCCUCGCAUUCAGACUCUCACCAUGAAGAUCUUCUCCCCAACCAAGUCUGAGGUGCCGACCAAACAGAAAGGGAAG